AUGUCCGUCAAUAGUCUAAAUAAUGUUCAUGAAGAUGAACAAAUUGAUAUAGAUGUUACCAGUACAGAAGCUUUCAGCGCAUGCCUUGACAAAAUAUUUUUACUCAACGUUGGUCAAGAUCCAAUGACCAUUAUGAUAGAUCAAUUAUGGGCGGAGAUUGUCGAUUUGUUUAAUAAAGGGAAAAAACCUGUUCCGGAGAUUAUUAGAAACUUUCUCGAUACAAAUUAUAAAUCUGCCCGUGAUGUCUUUAAAUGGUUAUUAUUCUAUCAUAAAAACAAAUCAGAAUAUGAAUGUCUUUUAGGUAUAUUCUUUCGUUGGAAUAUUGGGACUGAUGGUACUAAAGGGAGCGCUUUUCAACAUUUUCAAGAUGCUGCAGCAAAUCAGAACGCUUUAGCAAAAUACUUUGUCGCAAAAUGCUACGAGGAUGGUUGGAAUGUUAAGAAAAAAAGAGCCAAAGCUACUGAAUUUUUUACACAAGCAAGCGAUGAGUGCGCAGCUGCAGGAUACGCACUUGGUGCAUAUUACUACAAAAAACAGAAAUUUUUUAUUGCAAUGAAAUGGUUGCAAAAAUCUGCCGACAAGGAAAAUGUUAUGGCAUUACAUUUACUGGGGAAAUGUUAUCAAAAAGGGCUGGGAACAAAUAUUAAUGUAUCUAGAGGAUUUGCGUUAUUUAUGCAGGCCGCUGAAGGUGGUUCUCCUGAAGCUCAAUGUGAUGUCGGUCAAUGUUUUGAAUUUGGUCACGGAACUCCGAAAGACCUAGGAAAAGCAUUCGAUUGGUAUAGAAAAGCUGCCACCAAUGGUGUUGGAUGUUAUACCGAUUUAGAGCGUGUAAGGGCAAAGAUAAUGAAACAGAUUUAA
Messenger RNA from Racocetra fulgida, 858 nucleotides. Lineage: Eukaryota; Fungi; Glomeromycota; Glomeromycetes; Diversisporales; Gigasporaceae. The record is from the annotation of a GenBank genome assembly.